This is a messenger RNA of Chanos chanos (milkfish), 4896 nucleotides long. RefSeq names its product LIM domain 7b (gene lmo7b). The transcript is spliced from 33 exons. Gene Ontology annotation, biological process: regulation of signaling; regulation of cell adhesion. Gene Ontology annotation, molecular function: protein binding. Bases 53 to 4507 code for a protein of 1484 amino acids. The record is from RefSeq and is a predicted model, not a curated record. NCBI's taxonomy places the organism in Eukaryota, Metazoa, Chordata, Actinopteri, Gonorynchiformes, Chanidae.
GCACGCUUGCCUGCAAAAUCAACAGUGGUGUGGCUUUUUAAGGUUGGUCCCGAUGGAGUGGCGUGAGCAAUCGUCAGUCAGCUGUGAGGUUGCUUUCGCUGAGGCGCAGAGAUGGAUAGAGGAGGUGACUAGAAAGCCUUUUGGAGGCAAGAACUUCAGAUCAGCCUUAGAGAAUGGAGUCCUGUUAUGCGAUCUGUUGAAUAGGCUGAGUCCAGGAAUCAUCAAGAGAGUGAACAGGCUCUCUACCCCCAUUGCAGGACUGGAUAACGUCAACGUGUUUCUGAAGGCCUGUAAGAAACUGGGACUGAAUGAUGCACAGCUUUUUCACCCCGGCGACCUGCAGGAUGUGUCCACCCGUGUUACUGUCAGGCGUGAAGAGACGAGCAGAAGACUGAAAAACGUUCUUAUCACUAUAUAUUGGUUGGGCCGAAAAGCCCAGGCGGACAGAUUCUACCAUGGACCACAGUUGAACCUGAAAGCUUUUGAAGGAUUAUUGGGUGUAGCACUAUCUAAGGCCUUAGAGGAGUCGACGUGCCCCAAGUCCAGUGUGAGGGACAGUGGGUACGGAGAGACCUUUUAUCCUGACAGAGAGGAACUGUUUUCUUCUCAGUCUGGCUACAGGAGGGAGAACUCUGUGGAGAGUCUGGAUUCGGUGGAGUCACACACCCUGAGUGUGGCUUCAGACAACACCCUGGUAGCCGGCAGUGAAGGAAUCGGGAGUGACGCAGAAGCGGAACAUUUCUUCAGGAUGUCCGAGAGCAGGAACGCCAGGGGUGAUGCCCAGGUGAGCCAAGGGCAUGUUCCCGCAGCCCUGCGGAAGAAGAGGUGGGAGAACAAUGAAGACAAGGCCAGGGGUGAUGCAGGCUCCCUUAUCAGUGAAAUUGGCAGGGACACAUCUCCAUCCCCCGAUGGGAUUGCCCUUCCCCCUGCUUCUGCCUUCCUCCAAUGGGCAAACAGUUAUGAGAGUGAUAGUGAUUCUGACAGUGACCGUCCUGAACCAGACCUCAUUCAGGAUGACCUGGCAAGUCGCAGGUUUCGCAGUACUCCCACUGCGACCCCUCACAAUUUUGCCAUUCCCCCAAAGCCCAGACGUCGUGGGCCGAUACUCACCGUAACCCCUCGUGCCAAUAGGUCAUGGGUCGCCAUUUCGGAUGCUUCUCGACUGCCUGUGAUGAGCGGUGUGGCAUCUCCUGUCCCUUCCGAAAACACAUUUGUCAACUCUGUGGACGAAGAGUUUUACCUGAUGGCAUUAAACGCGGUGUCAAGUGACUCUGACGAAGACAGAGGAUUCGCUGACCCCAUCCAGGAUGAUCUCUACACCCGACGAAUUCUUCAGACCCUCCAUCAGACCUCCAGCAACACAGAAGUCAAUAAAUUCUUGCCCAAGUACUGGACUCCGGAGGAGGAGGUUUUCGUAAGGACGAUCAAACUUGGUUCCCAGCGCCGGCCAUGGUACAGGAAGAUGCAGGGUUUCAGCCGAAAGACUUCGGGCUCGUCGGAGGAGGACUCUGAUUAUGACAUCACUCCGUGGCUUGCAACACCUGCUCGAACUCUGGCACCUCCUUCCAACUCCUCUCAUACACAACCCAUGAGAAGUACUCGUAAUGCGGGAAGCAAGUCCACGGGUGACAUCACUGAGGAACAUAUGACCCAGAGCUCCGCCGGCAGCAGGACCUUUGACUCGGCCGUGUCGGACAGGAUCCGUCAGGGAUCCCUUGGCGACCUGACCCUAGAGCCAAUGGCCAUAAGGGAGAUCCAAAAGGAGAACCUGGACAACGUUCACGCAAGACUGAGGGAAAGCGAAGCACAGUGGCAAGAGGAUUUGACAAAGUGGAAAAAUCGUCGUCGAAGUACAAACUCUGCACUCCGCAGGAAAAAGGAGGAGAGGGAGAGGUUUGAGCUCCUUGCUAGUGGAGGUGGGGACAGUGUGGACAGGACCAAGGUGCUUAGGGAGGUCCAAGAGAAUAGUGAAGACAAAAGCCCCAGUAGCCUUGGCUCCUCCUCGAAACAGCAGCUCACCUCUGAGUUCAAGCCUCAUAACGCAACUGUGUUAACUGACACUCACACCACUGAAAACAUCUCCUCCUCUACCUCCGCCAAAGGGCGCUCCAACCUAGCCCUACUCCGCUCACAAACACCUGUCCUUGGGGAUAGGACCCACAUGAGCUCCACUGGUUCUCCAGUGCCAUACCAGUCCAGCAUGCCUGGUCCAAUGAGAUCCAGUGGGCCUAGCGGGACUGAUUCUACUGCUCAAGGGAAAAGCCAGACGUCAUCCACUGAUACAUUUGGUUCUGGUCCAGAGCCAGAUCAGCAACAGCUGCAGCAGCAGCUGGGUCCAUCUUCUGCCAGAUCGAGCCCCAUAGAUCCCUCUUGGACAGGGGCCCGAGGAGUGUCUGCCUCUCUACCAAGGGGUUAUCGCAGGUCAGAGAGCGGCUCACGCCUUUCCACUGGGGUUACACCCCGACCCUUUGGAGCCAAGUCCAGGCUGUCCCUCUCCAGGUCACAUGGUGAGAGGGGGUCUUGGUCCAGUGCCCCACCAAGUUUCAAGGAGGUGAAGGAUGGGAGGUUGUCCGCUCCGCCUACGAGGUCUUUAAUCUCUAAAAUCGACAACAGCGGUCCCAAACAGUUUGUCCCGCCCAAUAGUGUGUCUGAGAAUGGGCAAACUGAGGAAACUGUUCAGGACAGAAGAUCCUCAGGUGUCACCUGUGCUGUUGCUCCUCUCUCUCAGGUGCGUCACAGUGACAUGAGAGUUAGUCUGAACCAGAAACCCAACAGCGCCAGAGACUUUGGCUUCCAAACACACUGGGACUCCACCGGGGCUCGCAUCACAUCCAUCCAACCAGGCAGCCCAGCGGAGCUGUGCCAGCUGCAGGUUGGCGAUGAGAUCCUGGCAGUGGGUGGGCGCAGGGUGGCAGAUAUGAACUAUGAGCAGUGGAAGGCCAGCACGGACGCCGCGCUACAGAAGGGCAGCCUGCUGAUGGACGUCCGCCGUUACGGCCAAGACGACUGGGGUAGCGGCCACACUUCCCUCCCAUAUAAAAGCCAUAAGACCAUCAAUCUGACCAGUGCGGAUUCAACACUUAUAGGUCGCCCUGACCACUAUGUCGAUGUGAGGAAGGACUCCUCUUCUGCUCUGGAUAGUACAGUGAAACCACAGCUGAAUGGCCAGAGUGUUAAUGGCUUUUCUUCUAACGUGUUGAACGGAGGUUUGAGUGAUGAUCCUUUAAUUCACAGACACAAAGAGUACGAACUCAUAGCAUUGAAAAAUCGUAAAAGGAGGUCAGAGUUCUUUAAGCGGAAAGGGUCGUCAGGCUUUGUCGUCAGCUCUUCGGUCUAUCUUUGUGGAGGCUCUGAGUCGGCCAUAUCAGACUUGAAGGUUCCCUCCAUCGGUGCCUCCUCCUCCUCCUCCCCUCGCUGGUCCUGGGACUCUGAGGUGGAGCGCAAGCGGCAGGAGAAAUGGCAGAUGGAGCAAGAGCGCCUCCUGCAGGAGAAAUGCCGGCGUGAUCAGGAGAGACUGGAGGAGGAGUGGAGGAGAGCACAGCGGGAGGCUACAGGGGAGUAUGAUCCCGCUGAGGAGCCAAGAUCCAUGGGACUGACCAAUGGCUACAGUGACUUUCGCUCUCCAGUCCCUCCCUCAAACCAGUCCACCAGUCUCCCUUACUUUGCGUCCAAUCAACAUGCAGAGGAGAUGCAAGCACGAGACAGAAUGUCUGUACGAAUUGCGUCUGUGGCCAAGGUCAAGGAACACACCGAUGGCCCGGCUACAGGAGAUCAGUGGAAGAAAUCCAAGUCCACCCCAUCACUUCAGGGCAUUUUCAGUCAAGAGACAAAAGGGGCCUUAAAGGAUCUGGUAAAGAAGAAAAGGCAGAUGUCUCAGGCGGAGCGGGAGCGUCUGCAGCUACUGGAGGAGAUGAGGAAGAAAAAUCAUCUCCUUACCGACAACAGCUGGAUACGCCAACGCAGCAGCAGCAACAUCUACAAAGAGCCCAUCACCGUGGGAACGCCAUUCAGGAGACAUGAAUCUCUGGAAAACCUCCACUCCAACAGCUCUUGGGUCAGGCCUUUUUCCUCCUCUUCGAACCCUCGUCCUCACUCAGCCAUAGGGAACGUCGGCGCUUUCCGAGGCCCCGGGCGCUACAGCGUGGGCCCUUCCGCUUCGUCCAGCUCCUUCAGGCCGAGCCCUUGGUCUUACUCCACUGCCGCCUCCGCCACCCCUCCUCCAGAGGAGUCUACCACUGGGUCUCACCCCAACUUGGCAGAGCACGGCAGGGUGGUGAGUGGGAGACAGAAGUGUUGGCGCUGUAAACUGCCUCUCGGCAAAGGCGCGGCCAUGGUCAUCGAAUCUCUGGAUCUCUGUUUUCACUUGGGUUGUUUUAAGUGCAUUAGCUGCAUGCGAGAGCUCGGAACCAGAUCUGAAUCUGGAGCCCAGGUCCGGAUCAGAAACAAGCAGCUGUUCUGUGAUUUCUGCUACGCCCGACUCCGAGUCCGUCCCGGCUUCCCCAAGUGAUGAGCCUACACCAGAGAAGACUGAGGAAGAGAAUUCUCCAGAAACAAUCUUGAACAUAGAACCUGUAAACACAACGUACACUGAAUCCUAUACUCUCACUCAGUAGUUUUUCUUAUUAGAUUUUUCAUUUGUUAUCCAUAUCGAUAUUGACAGAUGCGUUCACAUAGGAUGCGUAAUCUCAAUAUAAAUUGAGAAAAUGUACGUGAAACUUUCCUUAUCACCUUUUGCACUUCACAGUCUUAAAGAAUGAAUAGAAUGUCGUGCUUUGCAGUUGGUUUGAACUUUGAACUUCUUUCUAUGCAGUGAAUCUUGUCUGAUAGGUCUUCCAUCAAAUGAGCGUUUCCAAGCUAUGCCACUCAGGUCUGUGUGGGCUAAUCUCGAAUAAUUGU